Messenger RNA from Pleuronectes platessa (European plaice), 5495 nucleotides. RefSeq names its product transmembrane O-mannosyltransferase targeting cadherins 2b (gene tmtc2b). Gene Ontology annotation, biological process: protein O-linked glycosylation via mannose. Gene Ontology annotation, molecular function: protein binding; mannosyltransferase activity. The record is from RefSeq and is a predicted model, not a curated record. NCBI's taxonomy places the organism in Eukaryota, Metazoa, Chordata, Actinopteri, Pleuronectiformes, Pleuronectidae. Gene Ontology annotation, cellular component: endoplasmic reticulum membrane.
GAGGCGGCCGCGCACGGGAUUAUCCACUUUGUGCACUUCGGGAGGAUUGAUGGAGCGGGAGACGGACUUGUGUGUUUCGCGGAGACAUCCUGACAAAGACGCGGACUGAGAGGGAGGAGAGCUCGCUGGCUCUUCCCGGAUCGCUUUGCACAUUUCCCCCUUUUUCUUACAUUUUGUUUUUAUUAUUAUUAUUAUUAUCGUUAUUCCCUCGGGUGUGAGCGACGCAGAGAGAUGUUUGCAGAAUUGCUUUGCGGCACCGUGGCUCUGGUCCUGUAUGUCAACACGCUGGGCGCCGACUUCUGCUACGAUGACAGCCGUGCAAUCAAAACCAAUCAGGACCUGCUCCCAGAGACGCCCUGGAUAAAUAUCUUCUACGAUGACUUCUGGGGAACCUUGCUCACGCACAGUGGCAGCCACAAGUCCUACCGGCCCCUCUGCACCCUCUCCUUCCGGCUCAACCACGCUGUGGGAGGGCUGGAGCCCUGGGGCUACCACCUGGUUAACGUGGCCCUCCACGGAGCUGUGACCGGCCUCUUCACCGCGCUGGCUCGCCUGCUGCUCGGAGGAGGCCUGUGGAGCCUCCUGGCCGGCCUCCUCUUCGCCUCCCACCCCAUCCACACAGAGGCGGUGGCGGGCGUCGUGGGCAGGGCCGAUGAAGGCGCCGCUCUGUUCUUCUUGCUGUCGCUGCUCUGCUACAUGCGUCACUGUACGCUGCGGGGCCACGCCGGGCCCUGGCGGCUGGUGGCGUGGCUCCUCUGCAGCCUGGCCUGCGCCGCCUGCAGCAUGCUGUGGAAGGAGCUGGGAGUCACCGUCCUGGCCGUGUCAGCGCUGUAUGACGUCUGCGUUUUCCACAAGCUCAAGCUGCGACAGGUCAUCAUGCUCCUCUACAAGAGGAAGAACGUCCACCUGCUGCUCAAUGUGUUCCUACUGGCCGGCUGGGGAGCCAUGCUGCUGGCCGCCCGCUUCUACUGGAUGGGCAACAAGCCGCCCAACUUCUCCAACUCCGACAACCCGGCGGCCGACUCGCCCUCGCUCCUCUCCAGGACGCUCACCUUCUUCCACCUGCCCGCCGCCAACUUUUGGCUCCUCCUCUGCCCGAACAUGCUCAGCUUUGAUUGGUCGAUGGACGCCCUGCCUCUGAUCCGGAGCUUGGCUGAUUGGAGGAACUUCCACACGGGGGUCUUCUACCUUGGACUGCUCCUGCUGGCUUGGUUUGGCCUGUGGACGCACCACACAGCCAAAAGCAAGGAGACGAACGGCAAAGCCCAUCAUUACACCAACGGCAAGAACGGACACAGCAAUGGACACAGUUACCAAUUCAACAAUCAUGAACACACAAACAAUUCCCACACAGGCCAUCACAAUAACAGUGCUCAAAAUGGUACCAAUAAGUACCAUGAGAUCAGGACUCCACUGCCCACCUCUGAGAACGUGGUGGUGUUCUCUCUAGGCCUGCUGGCGAUUCCCUUCCUCCCGGCCACAAACCUCUUCUUCUAUGUGGGCUUUGUGAUAGCGGAGAGGGUCCUGUACAUCCCCAGCAUGGGCUUCUGCCUGCUGGUGGCCGUGGGCAUGAGGUCCCUGUACGUGCGGCUGCGGCGCCGCUCCUUCAGGACGAUGCUGGUGUACUGCAGCGCCGCCCUGGUGCUUCUGUUCGGCGUCAAAACUGUGAUGAGGAACCGCGACUGGCAGAAUGAGGAGAUGCUCUACAGGUCAGGGAUCUAUGUCAAUCCUGCUAAAGCAUGGGGCAACCUUGGAAACGUCCUGAAGAGCCAGGGCGAGAUGGAGGAGGCUGAGCAGGCGUACAGAAACGCCCUGUAUUACCGCAGCAACAUGGCCGACAUGCUGUAUAACCUCGGUUUGCUGCUGCAGGAGAGCAACAAGUUCGCCGAGGCUCUCCACUACUAUAAGCUGGCCAUCGGGAGCAGGCCAACCCUGGCUUCGGCCUACUUGAACACGGGCAUCAUCCUGAUGAAUCAGGGUCGCAUGGACGAGGCCAAGCGCACCUUCCUGACCUGCGCCGACAUCCCGGACGAGAACCUGAAGGACCCCCACGCCCACAAGAGCUCGGUCACCAGCUGCCUGUACAACCUGGGCAAGCUGCUGCACGAGCAGGGACAUCAGGAGGAGGCCGUCUCCGUGUUUAAAGAAGCUCUACAGAAAAUGCCUCGACAAUUUGCACCACAGAGCCUCUACAACAUGAUGGGAGAGGCCUACAUGAGACUGAACAAACUGCCUGAAGCUGAACACUGGUACACGGAGUCGCUGCGAGCCAAGCCCGACCACAUCCCUGCUCACCUCACCUACGGCAAACUGCUGGCUGUCACGGGGCAGAAGACGGAAGCGGAGAGGUACUUCUUGAAGGCCAUUCAGCUCGAUCCCUCAAAAGGCAACUGCUACAUGCAUUAUGGUCAGUUUUUGUUGGAAGAGUCCCGGCUGCUGGAAGCGGCGGAGAUGGCGGAGAAAGCCGCUCGCCUCGACAGCGGGGAGUUUGAUGUGGUCUUCAGUGCGGCCCACAUGCUCAGGCAAGCCAGCCUAAAUGAGGCAGCCGAGAGGUACUACGGACAAGCAGCAAGCCUGAGGCCCAAUUAUCCUGCCGCUCUGAUGAACCUGGGGGCGAUCCUCCACCUCAACGGGAAGCUGCAAGAGGCCGAAGCCAAUUACCUCCGAGCGCUCCAACUGAAACCCGACGACGCCAUCACCCAGUCCAACCUGCGCAAGCUGUGGAACAUCAUGGAGAAACAGGGCCUGAGGACGAUGAGCCCCUGAGCUCCUUCCCUUCCCCCCCACCUCGAGCACCUGCAACGUGUGUGCCGGACCCGGAGGAGAGGUCGGACCCGGAGGAGAAGGCGGCCCCUGCACUCCUUGUACACUCCUCUUCCAGGGGUCAUGGAGGAGGCUCAGGGAGGGCGUUUGCUCCGAGAGGCUGUGAUUGUGCCGUGCAGCCCCUCGUAAUGACUCCUGAGCAACUCGUACACAUCAGGCCAGCAGCUCCUCUCAGAAGCAUUGCUCACAGUUUGGCCGGCUCCGUGCAGUUUUUGGACUCUUUAGAAACUUUCUAUAAAAUAUGAGCUCCCAUGGGAACCCUUUUUUUUUUCUUUCUACUUUUCUUUAUUCCUUUUUCUAACUAGAGCACUUGAACCAGGAGCGAGACCAUAGGUACAUCCGUCAACAUUUGUGAUGAAUUAAGUCGCAUAAAUAAGCAAUUGUAGUUCAAAAGGGUCGAAGCUGAUUUGUCCCCGAGCAGCGCGGGGAGAUAAAGUACAAACGAGAUCUCAGAGCGAAGCACUGAGGGUACUUUCCAUCAGGAUUUAAUAAAGUUCUCGGUUUUGAUCAGAUGUUCAAUCUUGAUAAUGAAGAAAAUGAGAUAUUAUGAAGAAACCGGACACCGUGCAAAAUCUCCAGUGAAGUUUCGAGUCGUCUGUGUAUUUUGUUUUUCACGUCCUCAGUGGGAUGGUUUUUUUUACUCGUGAGAUUACACACACUUCAUAAUGAAGGAAUGGAAAUUAGCACCGUUAUUGUAAACCAUUUGUCGCAGACGCCCCGGGACGUUUGUCCUCAACUCUAAAAAGGGAAUUCAACUCAUUAGCCAUCACAGCACAACAACAGCCUCUAACAGCUCCACACAGACUCAUGUUUGUCUUGUUUUGGCAGGAAAAGUAAAAAGAAGUGAAGGAAGUGGGACUCGUUUCACACUGUAAUGCCUUAUAAUAAAUUUUGUGAAUCUUCUUUAGCAGUGUGCGGUAGCAUGCAGGCGUCAUUUUGACCCCUACUGCUUCUCCCAGUUCAUAGUUAAAGAAGCCAAGUCACCAUAGAAGCGUGUUCGUUGACAACAUGAAGAAGCUAUGAAUGGAAUAAUUGAGAUACCCUUCCCAUGGAAGUCACAGAGAACAACGGUACGGCAGUUAAUGUGUGUGGAGCUGAAACAGAUGAAGGAAAACUUCUAACCAAAUACAGGAGCGUUGCCGAUGCACAUUUUUUUCAUCUCAUGGCACGAGACAGGGCGCACGUCUCGAGGGAAAUGUUUUAACGUUUGUGUGUUUGAAUAAAGACUAAUUUCGUUGUGUUUAUAUAAAUGAAUCCUAAUAUAUAUCUAUGUUGUGUAUAUUAUACAGAAAAACCAUGCAGCAAAAAAGUAGCCAAUGGAAGCUCCGACGCUGAGGAAAUUUGGUUUGUUAUGUUAAAGGGGAACUCUGGUAUUUUUAAAUCUCGACCCUAUGCUUGUUAAUGAUGGUGUGUAAAUGAAUGGUCUUUAGAAAAACUUGUAGAGUCAACCCAGCAGGGGCUACAAUGUAACCUUAUGGGGCAACUGCAACAGUCAGCUAAAUUACAACAAAAAGUUUUUUCCACUCUUUUAAAAGUUUUCAAUUAUUAUUCUGGGUCUUUGCUUGGUUAUUCUGGCAACACAACAUAUUUCUUGCUCAACGGGAAGUCUCACUUUGAACUGCGGCAGUGGCUACAAUGUAAUCUUAUGGGGCAACUGCAACAGUCCACAAAAUGUCCACUGAACAUGCAAUUUUUUUACAAUAAUGAAAUUGUUAGGGCUCAAAUGGUUAUUCUGGGUCUUUGCUGAGAGUCUGCGAACAUUAUGUGCUCUCGCGCAUAAGUACCAUUCAUCUACACACCCGUAUUUAAAACAUAGGCCCAGUUUUUCCCAUAUUGUCACCCCUCAGUUCCCAUGUCUCAAGGUCUCAUUUUUGUAGAUAUUCUGUGUAAUUAACAUCUGCUCGUUUGUCGUCGUUGUCAGCAAUUACUUUUAAAUGAGAUGACACCUCUCCAGAAGUAGGAAUAUGAGCAGUAUUUUUGAUCAGAAAACCCUCCUGAACUCUCUGUGUCCUCAGUUUAUUACAUUGUAAGUUAUUGCUUUGUGUUACCUCGGCAACAGAACCAGCUGGCACUGUGUUUUUACAUGUAAGAUGAAGGAAGUGAGCAGAUAUGUCGUUUGUGUUAGAAAAGAAAAAAACUCACAAAAUCACUUGAGUCAGGCCCAUUUAAAAAGCACCUGCACCGGAGGAGGAGAGAUUGAAUAUAUAUUUGUCACUCGCAGUCAAAAUGGUGUCGGCUCUGUUCUGUUUAUGACUGUGAUGUUCACUUGUCGAGUAAAAUAAUCACAAUUUCACAUUCAUUCCUCCCUCACAUCACAAAAAGAAACAACCCAUGUGCUAAUUUCCCCUGUGUAUAUAAAGUGUUCCUGAACAAACACUGAUAAUUGUUAUUGCUUGAGUGACGAUGUAAAGAAAACAAAACAUAACAAAAAAAAGGUUCACUCUGUGUCUCUGCUCAGGGAUCUCAAGCGGUGGGUUAUUGCAGAAACUUGUUCACAGAGCGUUUUACUAAAUUAAAGAUUUAUUUUUGAAAAGUUGUUGUAUUUGUAUAAAUUAUGAAGAUUUGUAGCCUUUUUUUCCUCCUUUUUCUAAUAUAAAAACGAACAAUGUGCCAGAAUCCGACCUUUGUCUCUCAAUGUUGCUUUUUUUCCACAAUAAAUUGAUGGUGUUCUG